AUGGUAGAUGAAUAUAAAGAAAUCUGUUUUACUGUCUGUAUCUCUGCUAUUGUAGUGCCUGCCCAGAUAUACAUUUGCUCAGUGCUAGAUAACACUUUCUCUGCAAUGGAGGAAUUGAAUGGACUUUUCAUCUGCUUAUUUCUCCUCUUCCUGAGUGCAGGAUUCUUUUGCUCAAAUGUAGAACACCGCCUUUAUGAGGAUUUGUUGAAGUCCUACAAUCCAUAUAUUCGGCCUGUGAAGAACGUGUCUGAUCCAGUCAUUCUCCACUUUGAAGUAUCAAUGUCUCAGCUUGUUAAAGUGGAUGAAGUCAACCAGAUCAUGGAAACAAACCUGUGGCUGAAACAUCUAUGGAAUGACAACAAGUUGCAAUGGAACCCAAGUGAAUAUGGUGGUAUUGAAUUUCUUCGAAUUCCUGCCAGUCAGAUCUGGAGACCUGAUAUUGUCCUGUAUAACAAUGCAGUGGGAGCAUUCCAGGUGGAUGAUAAAGCCAAAGCAGUUGUGAAAUAUUCAGGAGAUGUGACCUGGAUCCCUCCAGCUAUAUUCAAGAGCUCCUGUAAGAUAGAUGUGACAUUUUUCCCGUUUGACUACCAGAACUGUUCUUUAAAGUUUGGUUCCUGGACAUACGACAAAGCAAAAAUCGAUCUAGUGAUGAUUGGUUCUGAAAUUAACCUGAAAGAAUUCUGGGAAAGCGGAGAGUGGGUCAUUAUCAAUGCUCCAGGAUACAAGCAUGAAAUUAAGUACAACUGUUGCGUAGAAAUCUACCAGGAUAUCACAUACUCCCUGUAUAUACGACGGCUGCCAUUGUUCUAUACUAUUUAUAUAAUAAUCCCAUGCCUUCUUAUGUCCUGCCUGACCAUCUUAGUUUUUUAUUUGCCUUCUGAUUGUGGAGAGAAAGUUACCUUGUGUAUGUCUGUUCUUUUAUCUUUAACAGUCUUUCUUCUGGUUAUAACAGAAAUCAUUCCCUCUACAUCCCUAGUCAUUCCCCUUAUAGGUGAAUAUCUGCUUUUCACAAUGAUAUUCGUAACCCUUUCUAUAGUUAUAACUGUAUUUGUGCUUAAUGUGCAUUACAGAACUCCAAAGACACAUACCAUGCCCCAGUGGGUAAAGAAGAUUUUCUUGCAUUUGCUUCCAAGAAUCAUGUUUAUGACUAGGCCAGAAAAGAAACUGUAUGCAUUGAAGCCUCACGCAAACUUGGACAUUUACAAUAUAAAUAGCACUAGCAGUUCUGAUAUCCGAAGCUGUCAAGACCAAUUGUAUUAUCAGGACAGUUCAUGUGCAUGUGGCCAGCUGAGACGACUUUACACCUCAGACAUUGCCUGUAAUAUCACGAGAGGCUCCAGUUUAGAUUCUGUGUAUAAUCUAGGUCUGCAUUUAGGUCCAGGACUAUCACCAGAGAUAAGAGAAGCCAUAGGAAAUAUACGUUUUAUUGCUGAGAAUAUGAAGGAACAGGAUGAAGCCAAAGAGAUACAAGAUGAUUGGAAAUAUGUUGCAAUGGUAAUCGACCGUAUUUUCCUGUGGGUUUUUGUACUGGUCUGUAUUCUGGGAACUUCUGGACUUUUCUUACAACCGCUGUUGUUCAGUGACUAAACACUUCAGGGUUUACACAUUUGAAAAUCUAUUUAUCUAUUUACAGGUUAAGGAUCUAUUAUCUGGAAUGCCUAGGACAUGGAGUUUUC
This is a messenger RNA of Xenopus laevis (African clawed frog), 1676 nucleotides long. RefSeq names its product neuronal acetylcholine receptor subunit alpha-3 (gene chrna3.L). The transcript has 7 exons. The record is from RefSeq and is a predicted model, not a curated record. Bases 1 to 1587 code for a protein of 528 amino acids. NCBI's taxonomy places the organism in Eukaryota, Metazoa, Chordata, Amphibia, Anura, Pipidae.